AUAUCGAGCUUGUAUCUGAUCACAAUCAAUUCACGGACGACCAGUGGUCAAUUGCAUGCUUCAUGGCCAGCACCACGUUUGUUCCUCAGAUAUUCAACGAAAUCAAGAAUGCAUCCCAUCCCAGGCUGGAAAGAAAAGAGCUUACAUGGGUUCGCGAAGACAUUGUUGUUUACAUCGCAACGCAUUUAGAUGAAGAGCGACGCCUACAAGCUUCUGUGUCACGCCUGAUCAACGCGAUCAUGGAGCAGAAGGAUAAUCCUGGUGAAUACUUUGGAGUCGCGUUUUCCGUCUACCAUUGUGCAGUCGUCAAAGUUGUCAAAGAUGCGCACACGAUGAAAUUCAGCCACACGAGCGCCCUCCAGUUUUUACCAUCAUUCUAUGCAUAUUCACCUUCUACACCAGGCAUCAAUGCUCUCGCUCGUCUUGGCUUUCGCAUCGACCCCGCACUCUUUGAGCGUGUUGUAGAUAUUUGCUAUCAUGUACGGAAUAAAACAGAGAAGUCGCUCGCUCAGGGAGUUGAUGGCAGCAAUGAUGUGCCACCCAGCAUCACACGUUCACUGCUGCCUCUCGAGCUUUGGAAAGAGAUCGCACUUUAUCUCGAUUUUUCUGACCUCAUCCCCUUCGGAUUAGUCUCGAAACUAUUCCGUGAAGUAGCCUCGAUGAUACUCCGCUAUCCCCACAUCUGUGGAUAUCGCCUAGUCCCUGGUCCCAGAGGGAGAACAAUCGAUGAACCCAUCUCGCUGAGUGCUGCAAUUUUUUCUGCUGUGCGAGCUGGCAUUCUUGCUACUGUCGCGGUUGGAUUGCGGAUUGAAAAUGAGCCACCAACGAGACUGAUAACUCCGCUCGAUGUCGGAGGUGAAUCUCUCUGGGUGCUCUUUUCAGCCACUUCCUACUCCCCGCAGCUGAAAAGUUCAUCGAAGUAUAUCGAAAUCCCUCAUAGCAUUCAACACAACUCGGGACCCCAAUUUCGUCACCUAAUGUCUUCAAUCCGGGAGCACACGUAGGUUCCUUAAUUUUUGUAUAGUUGAUGUAUCAUCAUGUAGGCUCGGCUAUGAAUUAGACGAGCGAAAUUCCAACAACAAUUUUUAUCACUUGAA
Suillus fuscotomentosus is the source of this 1097-nucleotide messenger RNA. RefSeq lists its product as uncharacterized. The transcript has a single exon. The coding region runs from base 63 to 1004 and encodes 313 amino acids. NCBI's taxonomy places the organism in Eukaryota, Fungi, Basidiomycota, Agaricomycetes, Boletales, Suillaceae. The record is from RefSeq and is a predicted model, not a curated record. Gene Ontology annotation, molecular function: protein binding.